Castor canadensis (American beaver) is the source of this 2385-nucleotide messenger RNA. RefSeq names its product TNF receptor superfamily member 21 (gene Tnfrsf21). Gene Ontology annotation, molecular function: protein binding. The record is from RefSeq and is a predicted model, not a curated record. Gene Ontology annotation, biological process: negative regulation of T cell proliferation; humoral immune response; negative regulation of B cell proliferation. NCBI's taxonomy places the organism in Eukaryota, Metazoa, Chordata, Mammalia, Rodentia, Castoridae. Gene Ontology annotation, cellular component: plasma membrane.
CCGGUCCGGGCAGCGGAGGAGGGCGGCUUGGUAGUGCCUGGAGCUUCGCUAUGGGAAGUUGUUCCUUUGCUGUCUCGCCGCCAGCCCUGCUCCCUGCUUCUCCGCAGCCGCUGUCGGAGGCGAGCACAGCGAGGCGCGGGCGGCAUCCGCGGCUACUCCUCCCCGCCCGGGCGCCCGCGCCCCUGGGCAGGUGCUGAGCGCCUCAGAGCCUCCCCUGUCGCCUCCCUCACCUGCCCGGCCGCCCCGCUGCCGCAGUGCACAUGGGCUGCUGGAGGUAGAUGGGCUCCACGCCCGGGAGGCGGCGGUGGAUGCGGCGAUGGGCAGAAGCAGCCGCCGGUGCCAGCUGCCGUGGGGCCGCGCGCCCCGGGCGCUCCUGCGAGUCCCCGGCUCAGCCACGGGGACCUCCACGAGCAGCAGCAGCGCCCUCGCCUCCUGCAGCCGCAUCGCCGGCCGAGUCGCAGCCACGAUGAUCGCGGGCUCCCUCCUCCUGCUUGGAUUCCUCAGCACCACCAUAGCUCAGCCACAACCGAAGGUCCCAAAUCUCAUUGGCACAUACCGCCAUGUUGACCAUGCCACUGGCCAGGUGCUUACCUGUGAUAAGUGUCCAGCAGGAACCUAUGUCUCCGAGCAUUGUACCAACACAAGCCUGCGUGUUUGCAGCAGUUGCCCUGCAGGGACCUUUACCAGGCAUGAGAAUGGCAUAGAGAAGUGCCAUGACUGUAGUCAGCCAUGUCCACGGCCAAUGAUUGAGAAAUUACCUUGUGCUGCCUUGACUGACCGAGAAUGCACUUGCCCACCUGGCAUGUUCCAGUCUAAUGGUACCUGCGCCCCCCAUACAGCGUGUCCUGUGGGUUGGGGUGUGCGAAAAAAAGGGACAGAGAAUGAGGACGUGCGGUGUAAGCAGUGUGCUCGGGGUACUUUUUCUGAUGUGCCUUCCAGUGUGAUGAAAUGCAAAGCACACACAGACUGUCUGAGUCAGAACCUGGUGGUGAUCAAGCCAGGGACCAAGGAGGCAGACAGCGUCUGUGGCACACACCUGUCCCUCUCCAGCACGACCCCACCUUCCUCUGGCACAGCCAUCUUUUCACGCCCUGAGCACAUGGAAUCCCAUGAAGUCCCUUCCUCCACCUAUGUUCCCAAAGGCAUGAAUUCAACAGAAUCCAACUCUUCUGCCUCUGUUAGACCAAAGGUACCAAGUGGAACCCAGGAAGGGGCACUCCCUGACAACACAAGCUCACCAGGGGGGGAGGAAGGCGUGAACAAGACCCUCCCAAGUCCCCACCAGCAAGGCCCCUACCACAGACACAUCCUGAAGCUGCUGCCGUCCAUGGAGGCCACCGGGGGUGAGAAGUCCAGCACGCCCAUCAAGGGCCCCAAGAGGGGGCCUCCCAGACAGAACCUCCACAAGCAUUUUGACAUCAAUGAGCAUUUGCCCUGGAUGAUUGUGCUUUUCCUGCUGCUGGUGCUUGUGGUGAUAGUAGUGUGCAGUAUUCGGAAAAGCUCCAGGACUCUGAAAAAGGGGCCCCGGCAGGAUCCCAGCGCCAUUGUGGAAAAGGCAGGGCUAAAGAAAACCAUGACCCCAACCCAGAACCGGGAGAAGUGGAUCUACUAUUGCAAUGGCCAUGGUAUUGACAUCCUGAAGCUUGUAGCAGCUCAAGUGGGAAGCCAGUGGAAAGAUAUCUAUCAGUUUCUUUGCAAUGCCAGCGAGAGAGAGAUGGCUGCUUUCUCCAAUGGGUACACAGCAGACCACGAGCGGGCCUAUGCAGCCCUGCAGCACUGGACCAUCCGAGGCCCUGAGGCCAGCCUCGCCCAGCUAAUCAGUGCCCUGCGCCAGCACCGGCGCAAUGAUGUCGUGGAGAAAAUUCGUGGACUAAUGGAAGAUACCACCCAGUUGGAAACCGACAAACUGGCUCUCCCAGUGAGCCCUAGCCCGCUCAGUCCGAGUCCCAUCCCCAGUCCUAACAUGAAACUUGAGAACUCCACUCUCUUGACAGUGGAGCCUUCCCCGCUGGACAAGAACAAGGGCUUCUUCGUGGACGAGUCUGAGCCCCUGCUCCGCUGUGACUCCACCUCCAGUGGCUCCUCAGCACUGAGCAGGACCGGGUCCUUUAUUACCAAAGAAAAGAAGGACACAGUGUUACGGCAGGUGCGCCUGGACCCCUGUGACCUACAGCCAAUCUUUGAUGACAUGCUGCACAUUCUGAAUCCUGAGGAGCUGCGGGUGAUUGAAGAGAUUCCCCAGGCUGAGGACAAGCUGGACCGGCUAUUUGAGAUUAUUGGAGUCAAGAGCCAAGAAGCCAGCCAGACUCUCCUGGACUCUGUUUAUAGCCAUCUUCCUGACCUGUUGUGACAUGGGGAUACUGCAUUUUGGAAAUCAGCUUAGUG